CUCUACAUGUGCACGAAAACCGAUUUUGAAAAUAUUGCUUCGUUAUUUAAUAAAAAAUAAAAAACCGAAAAAAUGAAAAAAUGCUUCUAGUUUCGCCUUAAUGUUUCGCAGAAACUGCUCGCUUAUCUUUUACUGGUUACCACUAAUCGGUCCUCAUUUUAUCCUGUUUCCUGACUUCUGUUUGCCACCGUGUAAGGCACUGGAUGUAUCAAGACGAUCUAUCCAUGCGUUCCACUUUUUAUUGGCCCUGUCAGACCCUUUUUGUGUUGAUAAGUUUAACUUGAGUCAUACAAACCUGUUUUUCAAUUAUCAUGUGGCAUGCUUCUUGAGUUUGUCACUAAUGCAUCUACAUUACGUUUCCGUAAUGCAUGUUGAAAGCAUGCAACGUUCCAUUUCUUGUUCGGGGCAACCCCACUACAGCCAGAUUUUAUUCUACCUUUGUUGUUGUUGUCUAUUGCAAUACUGCAAAGAACGUUCUUAGUGGAGAUGAUGGGAUGUUCUGAUAAAGUAAAGAGAAGGUAGUUCCGGACUUGCCUCCGUUAGGAUACCCUGCUGAGUUACGAUACGAGUGAUAUCAGUAAUCUCACGCUCCCAUAUUCAUCCUAUUCGAAAACAAGCGAUUACGAUUGAUUCCUUUCUUUUUGUUUUCAUGCGUGCUCACUUCCAACAAAAAUACAAAAAUUAGAAACAAACAGUGCUUCAAUCCUUCGUUUUUCGUAUGAUGAAAAUGGGAGCCACAUGCUUAAUAAGGGAACCAAUGCCCUAUAAUCCAGUUGUGAGACCACCAUGCACGAGUUAUAUAACGGAGGCAUCUGUUGAUGAAGGCUUGAAGCCGCUCAGUGUUCUCCACUGAUACAUACCAGGAUUCACUUGCGUACAGCAGCCGAAAAGUCACAUUUAAUUUGUAUAUUCGGUUUUCAAUGUAUCGACUUUGAUUAUUUUUCGAGAUAUUUCGUAAAUGCCCAAAAACUGAUCUUGGAUAUGAACGUUAAACUUUCUUCUACUUCUGCAUACAAUAUGUAUUACAAUGUAAUAUUUAAUUAUUUUGAAAUUUGAUAUAGGAAUUAAAUAUUAUGGUAUAUUCGUCGUAGAGCGCUACCGACUGAAAUUCUUUAUAACCGGGAAAGCUUUUCGGGGAAGUAGUCACCAAACACAAUCAUACGAUUGAAUAUUUAAUUGUAGAAUUCCCUGGAGAAACGUCGGAUAAAGAGCGAUAUUUAGUCGUUUGAUUGCAUUCGGUGACUGCGAAGCCGAAAAACUUCCCCGGUAAUUCGUCAACACUCAUGAAGCGCUUUUGUCCGAUUACUCAUGAAACAAUUCCACUGUGCUGUGGCAGUGGAACGGUUGUACUAGGCAAAUCACAUGCGAUUGAAUUAUUAAAUGUGCAGACUUCUGCGGUCAUCCUACUUCUUCCAUAAUCGCAAAAUGUAGGGCUCGUGGAUGCUUCUAGACGUUCUGACCAAGGACAAAGGGCAUCGUAUGAUUUCCGUGUCAGCAUUUUUGUAAGAACCGUCCCAACUGGAACAAGUGCAUUAUCGCUGUUCAUAUUUUGUACUUCUGUAUUGAUGUGUGCUGCUCACGUAGUUACUUCCAAAUUAACCAGUGCAGGGGUGGUCGUCGCUCGUUCCUGAAUGACACUCUAAUCUACCGUCGAUCAACGCUGCCGAUUGCUGAUUAGAUUCAACGCGUGGACAUCCCACAUUACCAUUGCACGGAAGAUUAUCAUGAGAUGAUGCACAGCUGAGUGGUUACGCUGGACGGCUGGCAAGACGCGAACGGGCUCCUGAGAAUUGCUUUUUAAUUCUCAGUUUGCAUACGCUGCGACUCGAGUGCGGAAGGCGUUUCUAACGUUUGUGUUGACUCUAAGACGCCGAAGGAGCAGAGAUUGCUUGAAGAAAUAAUGCUAACUGUCUAUUAAACGGUGACUGGAGGGCUGUGUAGCCGGUGUGAUUCUGGGAUAAACGAUAGUUCCGUGUCAAUGUUCUGAUCUGAGGUGUGUUUUGUUGCACGUGAAGUAAGAAAAUUCCACGAUUCGUUACGAGGAGUGCCGUGUAGAUUACAGGAUUCGAAAAAAGUGCCUUGAGAUUAAUCACGUUUUGAAUGCAGCAGUAACAAGACACGAGAGUCGAUCGGUUAGCUCCAGGAUAUAUUUCGCUACCAGUCAUGGAUAUCACGUUCGAUAACAUCAACUACACCGUUUCGGUGGGCAAGAAAGAUAAGAAAACUGUGCUGAAUGGCGUUUCUGGGAAGUUCAACUCCGGCGAGCUGACGGCAAUCAUGGGUCCCUCGGGAGCUGGCAAAUCCUCGCUGCUGAACAUACUCACCGGAUUCACGACGAGUGGCGUCAAAGGUUCACUCAACAUUGGUCGCACCGGCGUUGGAGGCAACAAAUUGUGCAGCUAUAUCCUGCAGGAAGAUAAUCUGCAUCCGUAUUUCACCGUCCAGGAGAUAAUGAUGAUGGCGUGUGAUUUGAAAAUAUCGUCACGAUGCUUGCAGGGCGGCGAGAAGCAACGAUUGAUUGACAACAUACUCGACACUCUCCAUCUGAAGUUCACCAAACUGACGCGCUGCGGAAAUCUCUCCGGUGGACAGAAGAAGCGACUAUCAAUCGCGUUGGAGCUUAUCGAUAAUCCGCCAGUGCUCUUCCUGGACGAACCAACGACUGGUCUGGAUAGUUCCUCGUCACUGUACACCAUCAAGCUGCUGCAGGGACUGGCCCGGGAGGGCCGAACAAUAGUUUGCACCAUCCAUCAACCGUCGGCCACCGUGUUCGAGAUGUUCGAUCAUGUGUACGUGCUGGCCGAAGGACACUGCGUCUACCAGGGCUCGGCGCUCAACACGGUUCCCUAUUUGCGCUCCGUCGGCCUGCAGUGUCCGCAGUAUCACAACGCCGCCGAUUAUCUGCUGGAGGUGGCGAACAAAGAGUACGGCAAUUUCAUUAACGUCCUCUCGAAAGCGGCCAUCGAUUGCCACUGGCGGAAACCGGAGUCCUGCAUCGGAACGGCCGCGCUGCCCCAUUAUCUCGCGUAUGACAGAAAUCACAACGGAGCCGCUGCCGGUGUCUAUCACGGGACAACGGUGACGACGAUGACGACGGUGAAGACCGGUGACGUGUGCAGUGCCAAACAGCAGUCCGUGCCGCUUCGAAGGCCGUCCGAAUUCACCAAACUGUUGAUCCUGAUGAGGAGAUGCAACAUUCAGCUGUACCGCGACUGGACUGUGACACAUCUCAAACUAUUCGUCCACGUGGUAUGCGCGAUAGUGGUAGGAUUGCUUUUCGGAGAUUCUGGCAUUAAUGGUACGAAAAGCGUUUCCAACAUUGCAUCGUUUCUGGUGCACAUACUCUAUCUGUGGUAUACAACUCUGAUGCCUGGGGUGCUUAAAUUUCCGUCCGAAAUGAAAAUUCUGAGGAAAGAAUCCUUUAACAAUUGGUACAAAAUCCGCACGUACUUUUUCGCAACCAUGCUCACUUCAUUACCAGUACAGAUUUUCUUCUCGAUAGUCUACAGCACGAUAGUGUUCACCUUGACGUCCCAGCCACUGGAGUACGAUCGGUUCAUGAUGUUCCUAGCGGUCCUGGUACUGACCACCAUUGUUGCCGACGGAUACGGUCUAUUUCUAGGAACGUUUCUGAAUCAAAUUAACGGAACCUUCAUCGGAGCCAUCACCACGUGCUACAUGUUGGUGUUUUGCGGUUUUCUCAUUAUGUUCAGCCAUAUGUCCGAGCUGAUGAAGGCGUUUAGCUAUCUGUCAACGUUGCGGUACGGUCUGGAAGCGCUGGUGCUCGCCAUGUACGACAACGGCCGGACCAAUAUGGUUUGCCCGGAGGAGGAACUGUACUGUCACUAUGUGAAAGCAUCCACCAUUUUGAAGGAUCUCGGUAUGACACCCCAGAACUACAUCUUUAACGUGGUUAUGCUGGCGGUGCAAUUCAUUGCCAUCAAGGUCAUAGGAUUUUGGUCUCUUAAGCGAAAACUGCGGAGCAAUUGAUUGCUUCUUUUAUUUAGUAAACAUAACUGCUAAGUUCUUGCCAAACAAAACUAGCGUAAGAUGACAUUUUUUGUACAGAUAUUGAAGGUAUUUUUAGGACAAAGGUUUUGGCCGUCGAAAUGCUGGGAAAGAGGCAGUAGACACGUAAUAGUGAUGUAUUUCACAGAGCAACAGGUGAUCCGCUGAUAAGUUUGCUUAGAGAUACAUUGCACAAAGAAUUUAAUUUUAGUCAAACAAUAAACAGUACAAGGAAUAGCGUUGUGACAAAUGGAAAACAAGUGCACUUACUUACUUUUUUAGUAAAUUAUAAAUAUCUCUAAGUUGAGAAUGUGAUAAUGGCAGUUGAAUGUACUUUACAAGCCUUAAGAUAAAGAUAUACAAAAAGAUUUUUGCACAA
This is a messenger RNA of Aedes albopictus (Asian tiger mosquito), 4387 nucleotides long. RefSeq names its product ATP-binding cassette sub-family G member 1. NCBI's taxonomy places the organism in Eukaryota, Metazoa, Arthropoda, Insecta, Diptera, Culicidae. Gene Ontology annotation, cellular component: membrane. Gene Ontology annotation, molecular function: ATP hydrolysis activity; ATP binding; ABC-type transporter activity. The record is from RefSeq and is a predicted model, not a curated record. The coding region runs from base 2164 to 3990 and encodes 608 amino acids. Gene Ontology annotation, biological process: transmembrane transport. The transcript has 12 exons.